Messenger RNA from Monoraphidium neglectum, 2055 nucleotides. RefSeq lists its product as hypothetical. NCBI's taxonomy places the organism in Eukaryota, Viridiplantae, Chlorophyta, Chlorophyceae, Sphaeropleales, Selenastraceae. The record is from RefSeq and is a predicted model, not a curated record. The coding region runs from base 1 to 2055 and encodes 684 amino acids. The transcript is spliced from 3 exons.
AUGGGUUCUGGGGUUCACCAUGCUGACGCGCGUCGCAUCAGCCGCAGCAAGCAGAUACGCAAAGGCGGCCGCCGCCAGGACGAAAAGAUCCCAAAGCUGCUGCGGCCGCACCCACCGCCGUCAACGCCACCGCCGCCGCAGCAGAAGCAGCAGAAGCAGCAGCAGCAGCAGCAGCAGCAGCAGCAGCAGCGGCAGCAACAGCAGCAGCAGGAGGAGGAGGAGGAGAAGCAUGCCUUGCCCUUGCCCGCGCCCAACACCAAAAUCAGCGACGGCAUCCGCGUCAACCAACUCAUCCCGCUCAGGGAAGAUGAAGCCGCCGGCUUUGGCGGCCCGCAAGCCGCAGGCUUUGACGGGCUCCCGGCCGUCGGCUUUGGAGACCUCCAGGCCGCCGCUGGUUUUGGCGGCCCGCAAGCCGCCGGCUUUGGCGACCUUCACGCCGCCGGCUUUGGAGAGCCCGAGGCCGCCGCCGGCUUUGGCGGCCUCCAGGCCGCCGCCUUCGGAGAGCUCCAGGCCGCCGCUGGUUUUGGCGACCUGCAAGCCGCCGGCUUUGGCGGUCUCCAGCCCGUCGCCUUUGGCAAGCUCCAGGCCGCCGCUGGUUGGGGCGACCUGCAAGCCGCCGGCUUUGGCGGCCUCCAGCCUGCCGCCUUCGGAGAGCUCCAGGCCGGCGGCUUUGGCGGCCUCCAGGCCGCCGCCUUUGGAGAGCCUCAGGUCGCCGCCGGCUUUGGCGGCCUGCAAGCCGCCGGCUUUGGCGGCCUCCAGGCCCCCGUCAGCUUCCUCGCGCCGCAGGUGGCGAUCGGCGGCGACGAGGAGUGGGACGAUGAUAACUUCGGCGCCGACGGCCGCCAGGGCGAGCUGUUCGCGCCCAUUCCCCCGCUGGUCGACGGCUUCGACGAGCCGGCGCCGGCCUUUGCCGCAGACGGCGAGCUGCCCCUCACGCCGGCCGCCACGGUCGCCAGCCGCGCCGCACAGCGGCUGGCGGGCCUGGUGCUGCGGAACGUGCACCCGCGGCUGGCGGCGCACGCGGGCGGCCCCAGCGGCAGCUUCAGCGGCGGCGGCUUUGGCGACGACUUCCAUGCGCCGGCUGUGGUCGGGGUCCGCGUCGACUUCGGCGCUCCUGGGUUCUGGCGCCUACUCGGCCUGGCGGAGGCGGCGGGCGGGCCCCCGCUGAGCCUUGAGCCGCCGCCCUCAAGCGACAUCCUUGACUUCCUGCCGUUUCUGAGCCGGCCUGGGAGCGCCGCUGCCUGUGGGUUUGAGUGCCUGGGCCCCCGUGCGGCGCUGGUCGCGCCUGUGAUGCUCGGUGGCGGGCUGACGGGCGGCGGCGGCGGCGCUUUCAAUCGCUGUCCCCGCGGCAACAACAGCCGCGUGCUGGAGGUGGCCGUUGCGUCGUUCGCGCCUGGUGCAGGCCGCGCCGCCCUACCCCUGCAGGCCGUGGACUCCGAGGCGGACGCGCGGGCGCUGAUGAGGCUCGCGCCGCCGGUGGAGGCGUGGGGCCCUGUGCAGCGCGUCACGGCGUCCCCGCUGGUGACGGGCGGGCACGCGCAGGGGUUUGACCUUGACCUCGAGCCGGGUGGCAGCUUCCCUGUCGUCAUGUUGGCUGCGGGGUCGCUGGUCAGGGGAGGAUUUGGAGGUGAGCGGCGCCGGCAGGGCUGCGGCACGGACCGGGGGCCGAAGAGGCCGCGGCAGGAGCUGCAGCCCGACGCGCCCCGUGACGCGACGCGCCGCGCGGUGCUGCUGCACCUCGCUUUUCUCUUUCUGCAUUGCGCGGCCGCCAUGGCGGUGUGCAGCUUCCACCCCUCAGCGCGCGGCGACGGGGAGCAGGGGCCGCUGCAAGCCUCUGGUGCUGCUGCAGCGGCGGCCGCAGCUGAGGUGGAGCCCGAGCCGGAGCCUGAGUGGCUGGCCUCCGCGUGGAUGCUUGACCUCGCUGAAGGGCGCGUCAGGGUGCCCGUGCCCGCGGCGCUGGGGCAGGCCCUGUUGGGCCUGCUUGACCCCGAAAGCGCCGCCAACGCGGCGCUGAGGGCCGCCCUCCCCCACGCAGGCGACAACAGCUGCUCGUGA